Messenger RNA from Kuraishia capsulata CBS 1993, 1473 nucleotides. RefSeq lists its product as uncharacterized. The transcript has a single exon. The record is from RefSeq and is a predicted model, not a curated record. Lineage: Eukaryota; Fungi; Ascomycota; Pichiomycetes; Pichiales; Pichiaceae. Gene Ontology annotation, molecular function: DNA-binding transcription factor activity, RNA polymerase II-specific; RNA polymerase II cis-regulatory region sequence-specific DNA binding. Gene Ontology annotation, biological process: cell differentiation; regulation of transcription by RNA polymerase II. The coding region runs from base 1 to 1473 and encodes 490 amino acids.
AUGAGUUAUAGAGCCAAUGACUUUCCAAACGCCCCAAAUCCUGAUAACUUUUAUCAGGAUGAGGCUUUUGGAUACCGUGAUGACAUGACCCCUCUCUUUAGCGACAAGCUGUUUCCCUCCCAAGGCUCCCCAGAAGACCCCGAGAUAGAUUUCGCCCUUCCUGAUCCUCAGGGAGCGGAGUUUCAGUUUAUUCAGAACACUGAAGUGCCGUACAGCCAGAGUGUAGGCGAGACACUGGAAAGCGUUGCCGGAAAGGACAAGAAGAACAUGACGAAACGCAACCGUGCUUCAGGAGAGAUCCUAGAGUAUCUUAUUGCCGAGUUUGCGAAAAAUCCCAGUCCGAGUAACGUUGUGAGGAAAGCUAUUUCUACAAAGACGGGUAUGAACGAGCGAUCAGUGCGGAUUUGGUUCCAGAACAGACGCGCAAAGACUAAGAAGAUGGAGAAACUCAACGGCACUGGUGAAGUUUCUCAGCACGGGUCAUUUAGUGGAGCUGGCUCUGCUAACAACUGGCCAGACGAGGCAUUUGCCAGAAGAGCGAACUCGGUUCCAGGAAGCGCAGCUGCAGUUGCUGCGGAAAGGCUGCCUAUCGAGAUCAACGAGAAGUACUGCUUCGUGGCUUGCAAUUCAUUGUCCGUUGGAACGUGGCAAAGGCUCAAAUCUGGCUAUUUGAACGAUGCAGCGCUAAAAGACCUGCACAAUCUUUCACCAAGAGUGCUCAACACGCUCAUGAUGACCACAGACUUGUUGAUCAUCCUCUCCCGCAAGGACAACGAAUUGAACUACUUUUUCUCAGGAGUUUUUCAAAACGAGAAAGUGCUUUUCCGGAUAUAUUUUCCAUUACUGAGUAUUGUCAGUUGUGUCCUGCUGAACAAUCAGCGGCCGCAAAUACGUGAGGACGAUAUCAAUCCACUGGAUGCCCAGCUGAGACUCGAGGUGAACCGACCACCGCGGUUUGCCGUUCAUUUCUUCAAAGACCCAAACUCCUCUGAAGAGAACCCCAACCAAUGGUCUAUCUGCGAGGACUUCAGCGAGGGCCAACAAGUGGUGAGCGCCCACGUGGGUGAAGGCGGAAAAGGAAUCCCGCACAUGCUAAGUGGAUCACUGGGAUAUCUACGUUUUCUGAAUAAUGCGAUUCUCGCAUUCCACGAGCAUGCAGCUGCGCAAGUUUCAGUUCCAAAAGACCAGGGAGGCCAGGGUGAACCAGGGAUGCUGACUGACCAGGACACGGAUUUGACGAAUCUGGAUGCGGCCGUUAUGGGAGGAAACAACCCAUUCAUGACUCCGGUGGACUUUUCCACCGUAGGAAGUUUAGCUGGCUUUGGAAAUCAAUUCCCUGAUCCGGAGGCAAAAGCAGAUAUGGCGUUUUUCGAAGCUGCGGAGGAAGAAAGAAACGCACCAGAUGUCGACCUCGGUCUUGAUGCCGACCCACUUUACGAGUUUAACGGAACCCCGAAGACGUAUUUGAUUUAG